AUGAGCGGUUCUAAGGAUAACAACAACAGGUUACAUGCGUUACAUUCGAAUGGUACUGCAGCAAGUGGACAGGAUCACGUGUACCAUGUAUUCAGUGUUGAUGAUGACCCCAAUGAGAUUGAACACGAUAUAAGGUAUCUGGAAGGUCUUCACGAUGGGUUAAAGUAUACGCUUAAUAAUAAAAUCUCGAGAGGUGGGACUCCGCAGAAUGCUCUACCACCUAAUGCAGAUUUUAAUGACAGUCAUAGUGGGGGCAACACAAGUAACAGUAGUUAUAAACGCAAAACAAAUAAUCAGCAACAGGGUCAAUUACGUGAACGCCCAUCCAAAGUGAAAAUUUUGGCUCCCGUAAAACCAGAUUCUACGGAUAGCUCUAGAAAUGCGCAACACGGUGACGGUCAAGGUGGUGGUGGUGGUGAAGAUGGCGGAGAUAACGGAUCUAGAGGUACACACCAACAACAUGAACAUCAACAUCCUGCAGAUAAACUUUUGCUCCAUGAUUAUGACGAUGAGACGGGUUCUCAGCACAAUUUAAUGAUUGGGAAUCCUGAUGCAACGGAUGAAGAAAAUGGACCAUCAAGUGAUCAAGUAUCGGUAGCAGAUUCAUUGGAAUCUUAUACUUUAAGAGAGAGGCAACAUGCCAUUAACGAAACCCACCCUUUUGGUAUUAGGAUUUGGAAACCUGCUCUUUAUAAAAAGAAAAGAUCUGUACAAAAGGUAGCUGAUGAGGAUAUUCAUGAAACUCACUUGAAGACAAUUACCUGGUGGGUUCGAAUCUCAAAUAUUCUCUGGUCCAUCUCAUGUGGUCUUUUCCUAUUUCUUAUGACUGUUGCAGUUUCACUUGUGGUUCUUGUACUUGGUCUUUUCACUUGUUCUGCAAGAGAAUAUUCAAUUGUCUUGUGGAGGCUGGCCUUUUAUCUGAUUUGGCCAUUUGGUAAAGUUGUCUACUUGAAUUUCGAUGAACAAUAUAUGCAAGAAGAUAAGGAUGAAGGUAUAAGUGCACAACAAUUUUACAAGUGGGUUACUACAUAUAGCAACCGGCUUUUUUUCCACAGAUCUCAAACUCAAGACAACACGCCUUUAUUAGGUGACAACCAGACGAGUAAUGAUGUCAACUCUGAUAAUCGCUGGCUCAAUGAGAAUCAACAUCCAAAACCUUCCUAUGGAUCUACUGAAUCGCAUCAACAGCAACAGCAACCGCAACAGCAACAGGAACAAGACUCCGAUGAUACUGGCCGUCCACCUUCAUCAAGAACCGCUAUACAAAGAAGAUAUUUUGGUAGAGGUAAGUGGACUUGGGGGAGAUUCAUAUUUUACACCUGCUUCUACUUAAUUUUACAACCUAUUGUAUGCAUCUUUGCACUAAUCACUUGGUUAACAGUUUUCACAAUACCCAUGAGUAAUAUCCUUUGGAAUUUGAUGUACCAUUUCAGAAGACACCCCUUAGCAUUAGGAUUUAAAAGUAUUAAAAAUAAAGCAAAACCUGGUGAAACUAUCGCUAGUGGUGAUAAAGAUAGCAGAAGCAUCCUACUCUGUACAUUUCGUUGUGCUGGUUGGCACUAUUACAAAUUUACAGUUGAUGGUACGAACGUUAUCGUGAUGAAUUUGGUGACCUUAGUCUUUUUCACCAUCUUCGAUUUCUAUGCAUUGAAAAAACUUUUAGGGUCAUACACAUGGAUAUCUAACGAUAAUGCAAUUUUCACUCUUUGCCUAGCAUCAAUUAUACCACUUGCAUUUUACAUUGGUCAAGCAGUGGCAUCUAUUUCAGCUCAAACUUCAAUGGGUCUCGGUGCUGUAAUUAAUGCCUUCUUUUCUACAGUGGUUGAAAUCUUUCUUUACUGCGUGGCGAUAAGACAGGGCAAGGGACUUGUCGUGGAGGGUUCCAUGAUUGGGUCAAUUCUUGGCGCCGUUCUUCUUUUACCAGGAUUAUCCAUGUGUGGCGGUGCAUUAAAGAGAAAGACUCAACGUUAUAAUCCCAAGAGCGCAAGUGUAUCAUCUACUAUGUUAAUCUUUUCCAUGAUUGUCAUGUUCGUCCCCACGUUGCUAUAUGAAAUCUAUGGUGGGUACGUGGUAAAAUGUGAUGAUGGUAAACGUUAUGACUUGAGUGUAUCGAGUGUUGGUAAAGCGCUAAGUUCUCACAGGUGUACUUUUUCACAUCCGCCAUUAAAAUUUAACAAAAUGUAUACGCAUGUGAUUGAACCUAUGUCAGUUUCAUGUGCGGUAGUGCUUUCAUUAGCCUACUUGAUCGGACUUUGGUUUACUCUAAGAACUCAUGCGGUAAUGAUUUGGCAAUUCCCCAUUAGUGAACAAAAUAAAGAAGGCAGCCGGAUAUUAGAACCGGCUCAAUCUAAUACCGGUGGUGGCGAUACCAAUGAAGCUAAUGCCGACGAAAGUGGCGGUCAUGAAUCUCCCAAUUGGUCAAGAGGUAAAUCGACAUUCAUCCUGUUAUUUGCUACUGUACUUUAUGCUAUAAUUGCAGAAAUUUUAGUUUCAUGUGUUGAUGGUGUAUUGGAAUCGUCUUCAUUAGAUCCUAAAUUUUUGGGAUUGACCAUAUUAGCUUUAGUGCCCAAUUCGACAGAGUUUUUGAAUGCCAUUUCGUUUGCUACCCAUGGUAAUGUAGCACUUUCCAUGGAAAUUGGCAGUGCAUAUGCAUUGCAAGUAUGUCUUUUACAAAUUCCCGCCCUUGUGGUUUAUUCAAUUUGGUAUACAUGGAACUGGAAACAUUCUACCAUUAGCAUCAGAGACCAGAUGUUUGCACUUGUUUUCCCCAAGUGGGAUCUAAUUGCUACCGUUGCUAGCGUCUUUAUGUUUACCUACCUGUAUGCAGAGGGUAAAUCCAAUUAUUUUAAAGGGUCCGUAUUGAUUCUAUUAUAUGUGAUUGUCAUUUUCGGAUUCUACUUCCAAGGGCUGGUUGAUAAUUGGGAUUCCAUUGAAGUAAAUCAUUAA
Messenger RNA from Zygosaccharomyces rouxii, 2946 nucleotides. RefSeq names its product calcium/hydrogen antiporter (gene VNX1). Gene Ontology annotation, molecular function: calcium:proton antiporter activity. NCBI's taxonomy places the organism in Eukaryota, Fungi, Ascomycota, Saccharomycetes, Saccharomycetales, Saccharomycetaceae. Bases 1 to 2946 code for a protein of 981 amino acids. Gene Ontology annotation, cellular component: membrane; endomembrane system. The transcript has a single exon. The record is from RefSeq and is a predicted model, not a curated record. Gene Ontology annotation, biological process: intracellular calcium ion homeostasis; calcium ion transmembrane transport.